This is a messenger RNA of Pimephales promelas (fathead minnow), 1995 nucleotides long. RefSeq names its product solute carrier family 10 member 2 (gene slc10a2). Lineage: Eukaryota; Metazoa; Chordata; Actinopteri; Cypriniformes; Leuciscidae. The record is from RefSeq and is a predicted model, not a curated record. Gene Ontology annotation, cellular component: apical plasma membrane. Gene Ontology annotation, molecular function: bile acid:sodium symporter activity. Gene Ontology annotation, biological process: bile acid and bile salt transport.
GUUCCAAGGGAUGGGUAAAAGUUCACUCUUUGUCACCCGGGAUGCAGGAACGAGAACUGAGUCUGAAAAGGUGUUAAAGAAAAUGUGUAGAAACACUCUGGAAUCUUAGCUCACUGGCUCCAAGAAGCUUCAUCCCUGCAACCUCUCCAUUGGAAUCUAUGCGCCAUUGACCCUAUAGGAUUCUACUUUUUAUUCAUCAUCAUUCAAACUCAUUUUUUGUCAAUAUGUGCACACCAGAGCCCACCUGCCCUGAAAAUGCCACCAUCUGCUCGGGCACGUCCUGCCUAGUGCCGCGAGAUCCGUUCAAUGACAUUCUCAAUGUGGUGAUGAGUACCACGCUUACCAUCCUGCUUGCCUUGGUCAUGUUUUCAAUGGGCUGCACUGUCGAGGCAAGAAAGCUCUGGGUACACAUCCGCAGACCAUGGGGCAUUUUUAUCGGUUUCCUGUGCCAGUUUGGUAUCAUGCCUUUCACAGCCUUUGCGCUUUCACUUAUUUUCAAUGUGCUUCCAGUCCAGGCUAUAGUUAUCAUAGUUAUGGGCUGUUGCCCUGGAGGUUCCAGCUCCAAUGUUUUCUGCUACUGGCUUGACGGAGACAUGGACCUGAGCAUCAGCAUGACGGCAUGUUCCUCAAUCCUGGCUCUGGGAAUGAUGCCUCUUUGUCUAUUCAUCUACACCUCAGCCUGGACUUCAGGCGAUGCUAUCCAGAUCCCUUACGACAGCAUCGGGAUCACCUUAGUGAGUUUGCUUGUGCCUGUCGCCCUUGGGAUAUACACAAAACAUAGAUGGCCCAACGCAGCCAAAAAGAUCCUAAAGGUGGGGUCCGUGGUGGGAAUCCUCCUAAUCGUCAUCAUCGCAGUCAUCGGUGGUGUGCUCUAUCAGUCCUCAUGGACCAUUUCUCCUUCGCUUUGGAUCAUCGGUACCAUUUAUCCAUUUAUCGGCUUUGGGUUGGGCUUUCUCCUGGCACGCUUUGUGGGACAACCUUGGUAUAGGUGCCGGACCAUCGCAUUAGAAACUGGCAUGCAGAAUGCCCAGCUGGCAAGUACCAUUACCCAGCUUUCCUUCACCCCUGCAGAGCUUGAGGUCAUGUUCGCGUUCCCCUUAAUCUACAGUAUCUUCCAACUGGUUGUGGCUGUGGUUGCAGUGGGAAUCCAUUACUUAAUCAAGCAAUGUAGGCAGAAGAAAUCAGCGGACGAGGAUGGGGAAGGCACCGUUGAGGAUCAGAAUAAGCAGAAUCACGCCUUGGAGAAUGGUGGCUUUCACUGUGAUGAGAACGGCAACUCGGAGGAUAAGGACAAAGGUACAAAGUUGUGAGCUAAACAUCUUUCUGCUAGCCUGACUGGUCAACGCUGAUCUUCUGGAGACAUGAACUGUGAACAAGCUCUGAGCUCAUUCAGAGAGUGAAGAGUUAAAGUCCACCCCAGUCAACACAACUGGAUGCACUUUCCUACUUUAUAUACACAGGCUAUACAUAAACCUUUUUGACUGUGUAUUUAGGUUUGUCUUUGGUCAGCAAAAUUCAGUUAAUACAUUGUAGAAAUUCACUGACUCAUAUGUCUUUAAAAAAGUAAUGACACCGGUGUAAAAAAGGAGAUAAAUCUUUAACAGUAGGUUGAAUGUAAGCUAAUUUUUUACUUUGAGUGUUACUUUCUAUGCACAUAAUUGUAAUAGACCUUUAAGAAAUGAUUUGGUUUUUAGAAUAUUUAUGUAUGAUGUAUGAUGCAGACUUUUUUUUUUUUUUUUACCAUGUUCGAGCAAUGGGACUUUUCCACUUACAGUAUAUUGUAACCAAAGCAAUGGGACUUUUCUUUCUUUUUUUCUUUUCUUUUUUUUCAAAGCAUUUAAUUGCUACUUUCAACAUUUAAACAUUUACUGCUUAAAAUAUAUCAAAUAUGUCAUUUUAAACAAUAUAUUUAACAUUUUAAUAUGUUUGUGAUAUUUAUAUGCAGAAGAAAACACCAUAAUAGGAAACUCAUAAAUAAAUUAAUAUUCAAAUGUG